UUAGAAAGUGGACCAGGGUGCACAAUCCACUACGUGCACCCUCUAUAAAACUACGUCGUUUUGUUUGUUUUUACAUUUAAAAAAUAUAGAAAAAUCGAAAUUAAACACAACCAACAAACAGAUUUUUUAAAAACAAAAUAAUUAAUUAAAAAAAAUGGUACCAGAUUUAUUGCUCCUAAAUAUUUGGUAUCUAACAAACGUAAUAUUAAUUUAUUUUCAAUGUGCUCAUCAUUAUCCCAUUCUCUAAUUUUAUUUUUUACGAGAAACUUGCUGUAGCCAUUUCAUUAUACUGUAAUGCCGAAACUAUUUAGAAAAUAAAUGACAAUGGCUAGUUCAAGCUUUAAUGAAGGAGAUGAUGCUCAAGGAAAUGAUGAUUACGAUGAUACUGAAGAUCAAACCGAUGAAUUUGUUAACAAAAAUAAAGGAUUUGAAGAAGCAGAAAAUUCUGAACGAUUAUAUUCAAAGGUGAAGAGUGACGAAGAAGCCUACACAUUAUAUAAUGAUUACGCAUUUAGGCAGGGGUUUGGAACUCGGAAGGGUAAGAGAUCUCUAAGAGCUGAUAAAACAGUCCGACAACGUUUCUUCCUUUGUUCGUAUGCUGGUUUCAAGAAUAAAGGUGGUGUUGAGCCCACAGCUUAUAAGAAAACGGAUUUUCGUACUGGUUGCAAGGCUAGUAUUCAAUUUGAUGUCGAUAAAAAAACUGGCCUCUAUAUUGUUACCAAGCACAAUAUGAUUCAUAAUCAUGGAAGAGUUCCAGUCAGCAAAAGACAUUUGAUAAGGUCACAUAGGAAAGUUACGGAAGAACAGUUGGCUAUGCUUAGCUCUUUGACAGAGAAUGGUGUCCCGGUUGCUUUUGCUGUACGGGUGUUAAAACACCAAGCUGGUGGGGAAGCCAAUCUUGGGUUCCUUAAGAGUGAUGCUUAUGAUGCGUUAGCUGGUAUAAAAAAAACGAGACUUGAUGGCUUUGACACAAAACAGUUGUUAAAUUUUUUCAAAACUAGAAAAGCUAAUGAGGUUGACUUUUAUUAUGAUUUUGAGGUUGAUGAUGAAGGUUAUCUUGAUUGUUUUUUCUUUCGAGACGGGCGGAUGAAGAUUGAUUAUGAUGCAUUUGGAGAUCUUUUGGUACAUGACACUAGCUACAUAUCGUACGAAUAAAUACGACAUGAUAUGUGGUCCCUUUGUGGGGAUGAACCAUCACAACAAGAAUGUUAUGUUUGGCGUUGGUUUUAUCGUGAAUGAGAAAUGGGAGUUUUUUGAAUGGUUGUUCAAAACAUUUUUAAGGUCUAUGGGAGGGAGACAUCCAAUUACCAUUAUGACAGAUCAAUCUAAAUCUAUGAAAAAAG
Spinacia oleracea (spinach) is the source of this 1343-nucleotide messenger RNA. RefSeq names its product protein FAR1-RELATED SEQUENCE 5-like. The record is from RefSeq and is a predicted model, not a curated record. The coding region runs from base 319 to 1155 and encodes 278 amino acids. The transcript is spliced from 2 exons. Lineage: Eukaryota; Viridiplantae; Streptophyta; Magnoliopsida; Caryophyllales; Amaranthaceae.